Messenger RNA from Durio zibethinus, 492 nucleotides. NCBI's taxonomy places the organism in Eukaryota, Viridiplantae, Streptophyta, Magnoliopsida, Malvales, Malvaceae. The record is from RefSeq and is a predicted model, not a curated record.
AUGCUAGGAGACACAGUGGCCGUUAAUUUUCGUUUCUGCACCUGGCAGAUGGCUGAUGAUCUGAUAUCUUCGGGCCCUUUGCAACUUGAACUUUUGCUUUCGAUUCUCCUUUCAAGUUCAAGAUGCAUAACCUGGCGUCACCCUGGCAGAAUGAUUGUAGUUGCAGAAGUGACCCAGGGGCCCGGGCCUGGUCGAUGUAGUUACCUAGGAAGUAAUGUUGGUGGUGGCGCUGCUGGUGGUCAUCACUUUGGUGGAGGUGGUCAUAUGCCUCAUGACUUUGGCGGAGAUCAUGGUAUAGCAGUUGGGGAGGCGGAGGUUUUGAUGGUGGAGGUGCUGGCGGCAGUGGUGGCGGUGGAGGAGGUUGAUAUUGGUGGUGGUGGUGGUGGUUUUGGUUGCAGUGGAGGAGGUUGUGAUAGUGGUGGUGGUGGUUUUGGUGGCGGUGGAGGAAGUUGUGACAGUGGUGGCGGUGGUGGCGGUGGUGGUGGCUGUUAA